GUUCCAUCUGCUGUAGCUAUUAAUCCUCCUUGUCUGUCUCCUUCCACCUACUCCUCUCCCAUCAUAAGCUACCCUUUGCUACUUUACCUACUAUAGUUGAUAUUGCUUGUGGCUUUUUGAAUCUAAUCCUCCCCCAUUCCUGAAUCCGCUCUUUUUAUCACCUUCGUUAGGCACUCUUUGUGCUCAGCCUCUUUCGAACGAUCACCAUCACUUCUAUCUUUACAUCGCCCCGUAAAGAUACGGUACCUAUGGCGUGGUUUACAGCAUCGAACUCGUCUCUUGACGACCAAGUCGAGAAAGCUACAUCUUCGAGCUUAGAGGAUAUGGCACUCAACCUAGAAAUCUCCGACAUCAUACGGAGUAAGACGGUUCAACCAAAAGAAGCUAUGCGCUCUUUGCGGAAGCGAAUAGGACAUCGUAAUCCUAAUGUUCAGCUAGCGGCUCUAAGUCUUACAGAUACCUGCGUCAAAAAUGGAGGAUCCCACUUUUUAGCCGAAAUUGCCUCACGGGAAUUUAUGGACAAUCUGGUUUCUCUACUAAAAGUUCCUUAUUCACUAGACCCCAAAGUUGAGAGCAAGAUACUAGAGCUCAUACAAACCUGGGCAUCUGCGUUUGAAGGGAAGAGCCAUCUUUCAUAUGUCGGGGAGAUAUAUCGAAUGCUCAUAAAUGAGGGUUUUAACUUCCCACCACCAACAAAGGUUUCCUCAUCAUUUGUUGACUCUUCGGCGCCUCCUGACUGGACUAAUUCAGAUGUUUGUAUGCGGUGUCGAACACCUUUUACUUUCACUAACAGAAAGCAUCAUUGCCGCAAUUGCGGAAAUGUUUUCUGCGGUUCUUGCUCCUCGAAGUCGAUACCACUCCCUCACAUAGGAAUAAUACAGGCCGUUCGUGUGUGCGAUGGAUGUAACACUAAAUUGACCGAGAAGCGGGUCUUGGGCCCUUCAGCGAAACCGCAGUCUCGUCCGCCUCAAGUGCAGAAGCAAAAACCAAAUAAUCUUAUGCAGCCGAGAAACGCUAGGGUUGAGGACGACGACGAUGAGGACCUCAAAAUGGCGUUGAAGAUGUCGUUGGAAGAAGUUAAGGGAAGGGGAAGUGCGGGUUAUGUUUCCCAACAGCAGUUACAAGCUCAGAGACAAACCGCUCCACCUCAUGCUAUGCCUGACGAGGACGAGGAUGAGGAGUUGAAGGCGGCGAUCGCUGCGAGUUUGAAGGAUAUGGAGGAGCAGAAAGCAAAGUCUGCGUGGUCGAGCCCGAGUGCCGCAGUCAAGUACACUGCUUCGGCUUCACAAGCAAGUGUCACCCAUAGACCUGAUCACGAACUGAGCCCUGCUGAGGCCGAAAACAUCAAUCUUUUUGCCACGCUUGUUGAUCGACUGCAAUCCCAACCGACUGGGACAAUCCUCAGAGAACCCCAGAUUCAAGAGCUUUAUGACAGCAUUGGUGCUCUAAGGCCAAAAUUGGCCCGAACCUUUGGUGAGACCAUGAGUAAAUAUGAGGCUCUAUGUGAUCUACACGCAAAACUUGGUACUGUUGUACGCUAUUAUGACCGGAUGUUGGAGGAGAGGUUGAGCUAUACCUAUGGUCGGCAUGGGAUCGGGGGAGUUUCUUCCCCCGCUCCUUACCAACAACUCCCCCCUUCGAAUAGUGCGUAUCCUACUUUGCCUUCUGUUGAGGGCUAUUAUGGAGUUGGUGGGGGUAACACACCAGGAGCUCCACAAAAUCCCUACCCCAAUUCGCAGACGAAUUAUCAGAAUUAUUAUACGCAGCCUCAUACUUUUGAUAAGCAGGGAUCUUCUCUUCACGCUCAGUCGCCCAAAUCUCAUAAGAUUCCUCCGCAGGCAGCUUACCAGCAAUACAACGGGCACAAUGGCCCCCUACCAUCAGAACCUAGUGCUCCUGACCCUUCACUGCAUGGUUCCGAACCUCCGGUAAAUGCUCCACCCCCACAACAGCAACAACAGCCCCAGCAACAACAGCCGCAAUCGCAACUACAGCCCCAGCAACCGCUGACGGGACCAUCAGCCCAACCUCAGAAACCCCCUUCGCAACAGCAUCACUCUCCUCCGCAGCAAAAUCCGGAUGCAUCAUACUGGCAAUAUCCAAAGAAUGGACAACAGCCUGAAUAUAAUUACGCCUAUUCGCCAUCUUCACAGCCUCUACGAUGGCAGCCUGGGCCCGGUACCGGCCCUGGGGGAACUCCAUUCGGGCACCAUAAUUAUGGAUACCCGAAUAUCAAUGAGGCUUCAACCCCAGCGCCUGUGCAUAGUCAGCCACAGCAACAGCCCAAGGUAGUGGAGGAGAGCUUGAUUGAUUUGUAGGAUAUAUUUGGAGCCGUUCACUUUUCUUUUUUUACGGUGGUUCUUUUAAUUUCUUUACUCUCUUACUUUAGGGCAUUGUUUGAAGAGGGAGGGGUGGGAGUUCCCGUACUGGCAGCUUGGUUCCUGUAAUUUAUGGAAAUGCUAUAACUUGAAAAAUGA
This is a messenger RNA of Tuber melanosporum (Perigord truffle), 2477 nucleotides long. RefSeq lists its product as uncharacterized. Gene Ontology annotation, molecular function: ubiquitin binding; phosphatidylinositol-3-phosphate binding; metal ion binding. The coding region runs from base 249 to 2318 and encodes 689 amino acids. Lineage: Eukaryota; Fungi; Ascomycota; Pezizomycetes; Pezizales; Tuberaceae. The transcript has 6 exons. The record is from RefSeq and is a predicted model, not a curated record. Gene Ontology annotation, cellular component: ESCRT-0 complex. Gene Ontology annotation, biological process: protein targeting to vacuole; protein transport to vacuole involved in ubiquitin-dependent protein catabolic process via the multivesicular body sorting pathway.